CGCACGCCUACGCUCCCUCCCCUCGGGCGCUCGGGGCGCUGACCGGCGCCGCCUCCCGGGAAGAUGGCGCUGCACUUCCAGAGUUUGGCUGAAUUGGAAGCAUUGUGUACUCAUCUCUACAUGGGGACUGAUCUUACACAAAGAAUAGAGGCUGAGAAAGCACUCCUGGAACUUAUUGACAACCCAGAAUGUCUCAGCAAGUGUCAACUUUUAUUAGAACAAGGAACAACAUCCUAUGCUCAACUCCUUGCAGCAACUUGUCUUUCAAAACUUGUUAGCCGAGUCAGUCCUUUGCCAGUUGAACAGAGAAUAGAUAUCAGAAACUACAUUCUUAAUUAUGUGGCAUCACAGCCCAAGCUGGCUCCCUUUGUUAUCCAAGCUUUAAUUCAAGUCAUUGCUAAAAUCACUAAAUCAGGGUGGUUUGAAGUUCAGAAAGACCGAUUUGUUUUCAGAGAAAUUAUUGCUGAUGUGAAGACGUUUCUUCAGGGUGCUAUGGAACACUGCAUAAUAGGAGUAAUAAUCCUUUCAGAAUUGACUCAGGAAAUGAACCUGGUUGAUUAUUCUAGACCUUCAGCAAAACACAGGAAAAUAGCUACCUCAUUUCGUGAUACUUCUCUCAAAGACAUUUUAGUGCUAGCAUGCUCUCUUCUAAAAGAGAUAUUGGGCAAGCCUUUAAACCUUCAGGAUCAGGAUCAACAAAAUCUAGUAAUGCAAGUCUUGAAACUGGUCCUCAACUGCCUUAACUUUGACUUCAUUGGCAGUUCAGCAGAUGAAUCUGCAGAUGAUCCUUGCACAAUACAGAUUCCAACAACUUGGAGAACAAUUUUCCUGGAACCAGAAACAUUGGAUCUUUUCUUUAAUUUGUAUCAUUCACUUCCACCACUCCUAUCUCAGUUAGCACUUUCAUGUUUAGUUCAAUUUGCUUCUACAAGAAGGUCCUUAUUUAGCAGUCCUGAACGUGCCAAGUACCUUGGUAAUUUAAUUAAGGGAGUAAAAAGGAUACUUGAAAACCCUCAGGGUUUGUCUGAUCCAGGUAAUUAUCAUGAAUUUUGUCGAUUUUUGGCUCGUUUAAAGACAAAUUAUCAGCUGGGAGAAUUAGUUAUGGUGAAGGAAUAUCCUGAAGUUAUCAGAUUGAUUGCCAAUUUUACCAUUACUAGUCUACAGCAUUGGGAAUUUGCUCCCAACAGUGUUCAUUAUUUAUUAACCCUGUGGCAAAGGAUGGUAGCAUCCGUUCCUUUUGUGAAAUCAACUGAACCCCACUUAUUAGACACUUACGCACCAGAGAUCACGAAGGCCUUUAUCACUUCUCGCUUGGAAUCUGUUGCUGUAGUUGUGAGAGAUAAUUUAGAUGAUCCACUGGAUGAUACCACCACUGUGUUUCAGCAGUUGGAGCAGUUGUGCACUGUUAGCAGAUGUGAAUAUGAAAAGACAUGCACUCUUCUUGUACAGUUGUUUGAUCAAAAUGCACAGAAUUACCAAAAACUUCUGCGUUCAACUUCUGGAAUAACUGUGGACAUGGCAGUUCAAGAAGGACGUCUUGCCUGGCUGGUAUACUUAGUUGGAACAGUUGUUGGCGGAAGAUUAACAUAUACCAGUACAGAUGAACAUGAUGCUAUGGAUGGAGAAUUAUCCUGUCGAGUUUUUCAGCUUAUAUCUUUAAUGGAUACCGGAUUGCCUCAGUGUUCUAAUGAGAAAAUAGAACUUGCAAUUCUGUGGUUCUUGGAUCAGUUUCGUAAAACAUAUGUUGGUGAUCAACUUCAAAGAACCUCAAAGCACUUUUACAUGAUCAAUGAUGAGGACAAGAAGAGUAAGAAGACAAGCCUUUGA
Odocoileus virginianus texanus is the source of this 1827-nucleotide messenger RNA. Lineage: Eukaryota; Metazoa; Chordata; Mammalia; Artiodactyla; Cervidae. The record is from RefSeq and is a predicted model, not a curated record.